AAAAAGGAAAAAAAAGAAAAAUCAGAAAUUAAAAAGGACAAUCAAUAUUUUGAAGAUAUCAUUGAUAUAGAUGAAAAUAUCUCAAAGGAUUUUGAAUUUCUAUCAAAUGCACCAAUUUCAGAAAAUGAUCAUUUUGUUUUUCAAUCAGAAAAAGAUUGGACCAUUGAUAUUUCCAAAUAUUCUGAAUUUUUUACAAUAGAUCUAAAGACAUUAUCUGCAGCAAUAGAAGCAAUUCCAUUUAAUAACAAUGUUAAUAUUGAUACAAAAUAUUUUACUGAUGAUCAAAUAACAGAUAUUUAUAAUAAUGCUGAACGAGGAAAAGAGAAAUAUAACAAAAUAUUAAGUAAUACAGAAGAAAUAGUUACAAAUAUUAUAAAAGAUGAAAACAAAAAUCAAGAUUCACUAGAAAAUACAGCUGAAGAAUUAGAUUUUUUAUUAUCAUGUCGAGAACCUAUAAAUGAUCCUUUAAUGAUUGUAAAAUCUUUACCUUUUUCUUGUAAUACUGAUUCAAAAAUAAAAACUAAAUCUAAUACAUCUACUAAAUCUUUAGAUUUAGAAAAGUGGUUGGAUUCCAUAUUGGAUGAUUAAAUAAAAAUUAUCAUUAAUUAUCUUAUUAUUUCUUAUUUUAAAAUGUUAUAUGUUAAAUGUAUCAAAAAAUUUGUUACAUAUUGUUCUCUAUAUACAACUUUAAACUUUUGUUAAAUUAAGAUUUCUUAUAAUAAAAAAAAUAAAUAAAAAUCAUUUAAAUUAAGA
Molecule: messenger RNA, 753 nt
Organism: Apis laboriosa (Himalayan honeybee)
Lineage: Eukaryota; Metazoa; Arthropoda; Insecta; Hymenoptera; Apidae
Exons: 3
Biological process (GO): negative regulation of G2/M transition of mitotic cell cycle
Source: RefSeq, a predicted model, not a curated record